Messenger RNA from Pedinophyceae sp. YPF-701, 5658 nucleotides. Lineage: Eukaryota; Viridiplantae; Chlorophyta; Pedinophyceae. The record is from the annotation of a GenBank genome assembly.
AUGCCGCUCCGCAGCAUGCCCCUGGACGACCUGAGCUCGGACGACUCGGGCGCGGAGUCCUACCGCUCCACGGGCCUGAUCGGCGCGGACCUCUCCUUCAACCGCAAGCGCCCCGCGGCCACCCCUCCGAAGGCCUUCGUCCCGCGGCUCAACCUCCAGAAGAUCCAUGACCAGCGCGCCGCCAAGGGUCGCUCGAAACACAGCACCGCGAGCAAGCACGAACGGACGUCCUCCGCGGCCAGCAAGAGCACCGCCCCGAAGGAACCGCGCGGGCCGGCCUUCAAAGCCUCCCUCCCCGCCGCCGCCCUCCCGCCCGCGCCCGCGCCCGCGCCGCCCUCCGUGGAGCCGCGGUCCAGCAGCGCGGCCACCAAGGCGGUCGCCUCCCCGGAGCGGACGCGCGACAGCAAGCGCGCGGACGCCGCGGAGUCCGCCCCGCCCAGGGCGCCGGCGCAGCAGGUCGAUGCUGCCAACCUCCCCGUUUUCGCGCCAGCAAGCAACGCGCGGCCGCCCGCGGAGCCCGCGGCGCAGCGGGACGCGGGCCGGGCAGGCGUCCCGGCCGCUGCUGCGCCCCCGCCCCCGCGAGGAGGCGCCAGCCCCCCGAGGGCGACGCCGCUGCGAGUGACAGCGAUGCCCAGCAGCAGCGACGCCGCUGCGUCGCGCAGCGCAGCGCAGCCUGGCUCGCUGACGGCGACCUCCGCUGACAGCGCGCCGGCGAGGGCCACGCUGCCGUCGCUGACGCAGAUGCUGGCCGCACCCGCCACCCCUCCGCCGCCGGCAGCGCAGCAGCAGCCUGCGCUUGCGACGCCGGAACACAGACCUGCGUCGAAGUCGCCGGCGACGUCGCCGCAGGCCGUGGGCGGCGCGCAGGGCGCCAGUCCGGACACCGUGGCGUCCUCCACGAGCCCUGGAGCGACGAAGGCGGCCUCGUCGGCUGCGAGCCCCGCACUGGCGCACCCAACCACCAGCGCACCGCUGGCCACGGACGGCGCGCCGCGCCCCACGGCGGCACUGCCCCGCCCGCGCCUCAUCGCGGGCUCCCCGGAGCGGGUGCCGCGGAACUGGGUGCGGCCGAGCCUGACGCGGUCUGCCUCGGCGGGCGUCGAGCGGCCCUUUGCCGGGGCGCAGGACGCGCCGGCGACCGCGGACGGGCCCACGCCGCUGCGGCGGCGGAGCGGGCCCUCGCUGGAGCGGCUGUGGGAGAACGACGGGCUCGCGCGGAAGAACUUCUUGUCGCACGAGGCCCUGGAGGCGCACUUUGGGGCCAACAGCAUGCAGCGCAACCAGAUGAGCCAGCUGCCGCACAUCCCGCGCCUGCCGCCGCGCCAGCAGGUGUCGGAGAUGUCGGUGCAGGUCGCGGUGCGCCUGCGUCCGCUGAUCGCGCAGGAGCUGAGGAAGGACAGCGCGGUGGGCGUGCACGCCAACAUGCAGGAGGCGAACAACUUCGUCCUCGCAGGAGAGGGACAGGGAAAGAUGUAUCGGUUUGACAAGGUGUACGGGCCGGCGAGCACGCAGCAGGAGCUGUAUUUCGGGAGCGUGGCGCCCCUGCUGUCGGAGUACGUGAAGGGCUUCAACGUGACGGUCAUCGCGUACGGACAAACGGGCAGCGGCAAGACGUACACCAUGGGCACAGGGCUCGCGGCGGAGGAUCGCAGCCUGGCGGCGGUCUCUGCGGGCGAGGACUCCGCGGUGGGGAUCUUGCCGCGCGCCCUGAGCGCGAUCUUCGCCGAGCUGCACACGAAGCAGGCGGAGGGCGAGCGCGCGGGCAAGCCGGUGUACCACCGCCUGACGUGUCAGUUCCUGGAGAUCUACAACGAGGAGAUCCGCGACCUGCUGGUGGCGGACGGGCCGUCGCGGGGCGGGGCCGCGGGGGCGGCGCUGUCCAUCAAGGAGGACGGCGACGGCGCGAUCGUGGUGGCGGGCGCGAGCGAGGUCGAGGCGGCGAACCUGGAGGCCGCGGUGCGCAUCUUUGUGCACGGCGUGGCCAACCGCGCGACGAGCGCGACGUCGGUGAACGACACGUCGUCGCGCUCGCACGCGAUCUUCACGCUCGCGCUCGAGCGCAUCGACCCGGUCAUCAACAGCCGCACCGUCUCGAAGCUGCACCUGGUGGACCUGGCCGGGAGCGAGCGGCAAAAGGUGGCGCAGACGCACGGGCGGCGGCUGAAGGAGGGCAUCAGCAUCAACCAGGGGCUGCUGGCGCUGGGCAACGUGAUCAGCGCGCUCUCGGACGAGAGCCACGUCGGCCCCGCGGACGCGCGGCGGCACCAGCAUGUGCCCUACCGCGCCUCGAAGCUCACGCGCCUCCUGCAGGACUCGCUGGGCGGCAACUCCCGCACGCUGGUCCUCGCGUGCGUCAGCACGUCGAUGCUCGCCCUCAGCGAGACGGUCAACACGCUCAAGUACGCCACGCGCGCCAAGCAGAUCAAGAACCGCGCCGUCAAGGGCGACUUUUUGCUCAACGGCAAGCCCGAGCACUUCAUGGCGUCCAUGCGGCACCUCCAGCAGUACCUCGACCACGCGGACGACAUCGGCCCCGGCGCGGUGCCCGACCUGAGCGGGUUCGGGCACGACGUGCUGUGGGGCAUGCUGCUCAAGCUGCGCAAGCUGGCCGACCGCGCGAAGAGCAAGGCGGUCCUGCAGCACGAGCGCGAGCAGGAGCUGCUCGACGAGAUCGCGGUGCACAAGGCCGAGGUCGCCAAGGAGAAGGGCAAGCGGCUGCAGGCCGUGCGCAUGUCGCAGCGCACGCGCGCCCAGGCCCUCACCAUGGACCGCGGGGCCGCGCUGCGGUACACCGCGGGGCACACCGGGCAGUCCCCCGCCGCGAAGGACCCCGCGGCGGACCGGAAAGACCCGCGCGGGCGCGGACGCCCCAGCGACCCCGCGCAACUCGUCGACCAGGUGCUGCAGCUGCAGCAGGACGGCAAGCUGCCGCCCGAGGUGUGGAACCGGCUCUCGCAGGCCGUCGCCACGACGCCGUCGAACACGCCGCCCGCGAUGCAGCUCCCGCCGCACUUGCGCACCACCCCGGGCACCGCCUCGAGCGCCGCCAGCCCCCAGCGCCAGCGCCAGCGCCCCGCCACGGCGCCGCAGAACGGCCCCGCCGAGAACGGGCGCGCGGGCCCCGCCGGCGGCUCGUACAGCCGCGGGACGACGCCCCCGACCGCUCCGGCGCGGCGGCGCGCGGACGACGACCUUGCGGACAUGGACGUGCAGCUGCGGAGGGAGGAGGAGGAGCUGCGGCGGCUGCAGGGGGGCGCGGGGCACGCGGCGCUCGCGCAGCGGCGCAUCGACCGGGAGCUCGAGGAGGCCGAGGCGGAGCUCGUGCAGCUCAACACGCAGCUGGGCCGGCCGCUCGGCGGCCUCGAGGGCCGGGACGAGGGCGCCGGCGCGAGCGUGGCGACGCCGGAGCAGACGGCGCCGCAGGCCGCCGGUGCGGUGCAGGACGCGACGCCGCCUGCGCGGCCGUCGGCAGUGAAAUCGUCGUCGCGCGAGCAGACGGGGACGCCGGCCUCCGUGGCGCACGCGUCCCCGGCGACCCCUGCCACGGAGCGCGCCAAGACCUCCAAGAAGGGCGGGUACGCGUCAAUGUUCUCCCGCCUCUUCUCGCGGCGCACGCCCCGCACGGCACCGCCGAAGCUCGCCAAGCAGGCGGCAGACGAGCCCCCCGCGCGCGUGAAGCGGCAGGCCUCGGCAAAGAUGCCCAGCCGUGCAGAGGCGCCGACGACCACGCCGGAGUCCGUCGCGCCCAUUCCCAUCGAGGUCGGCACCGCGAGCCCGCCCCCCAACCUCCGCACGUCGAUGAUGAGCUCCCCCGCGAGUCAGUCACCCCCCCCGCCGUCGCCAGAAACCGCACACCUGCGCUCGCAGCCGUCCGGGGCGCGCGGCCAGGCCCUGGCGGCGCUCCGUCGCUCCCAGCUCACCCGGACGUCCACGUCGAAGGCUGCUGGGUGGGAGGACGGCGACAGGUCGCAGAGCGAGGCCCGGUCCCAGGUGGACCCGCGCUCCAAGAGUCUCACGUCGAAACAGGCCCUCGCGAACCUGCGGCGGUCGCAGCUGGAGCGCGCCCGCUCGCACGUCUCGGCGACGGGCGCGAGCCGCGCCAGCAGGGACGGCGCGCCGGGCCGGCCGGGCGACGAGCUGGACGACGCCACCUCUCAGCCCACGCAGCCGCCGCCGGCGUUUAGCGCGAGCCCGCCGGACGCAUGGCGGCCGGAGCGGUCGCCGAGCGCCACACGUCCACCGCUGGCCUCGGUGCAGAGCCGCGCGAGCAGCCAGCAGCCCCGGGAAGAGCCCAAGCGGAGGGCGCAGAGCGUGCAGCCGCAGCCCGGCGGCCAGGAGGCCCUGGCGGAGCACGGGCGACCGAACUCGUCGCGGAUCAGGCAGAUCAGGGACGACAGGACGCGGCAGCGCGAGGCGCUUGCGAUGCGGAUGGAGUCGAUGGAGGUGCACUUCCUGGGCCUGGUGGACGGCAAGGAGGGCACGCGCAUGAGCAGGACGUCGAUGCAGGAGCGCCCGCAGUCCUCGGCCACGCCGGACCAGCGCGCGUCCAUCGCGGGAAACUCCUCGCGCGUGUCCCUGUCCUCCACGCCGGCGCGCGACAGCAGCCGCGCCGGCGCCAACGACAACAGCCCUGUGGAGACCCCGCGGCUCGGCACGGCCCCCAGCGCGGCGGCCGACGACGACGCCGCGCCCGAGGCGCGCAGCGUGUUCCGGCUCGCCGAUCCAGGCCGCCUGGUGCAGACUUUCCCCGCCGCGGACGUGCCGCCGCGGCUGCCCAGCGCGGGCCUCACGGAGAAGGACGUGGCCUCGCUGGGGGCCAUCAACCGCGCGUCGUCGCGGGGGCACGAGUCCCUCGGCCUCACCGUGGCGCUCGCGUCGCACAACAUCGCGUUCUCGGACUCGGAACCCGACGGGUCGAGCAGCGCCGGGAGCGCCGGUGACGUUCCGCAAGCACGCGACGCGCGGCCCGCGCCGGCGAGGCGCCCGUCGGUGCCGCGCGGGCUGCUGUCCCCGCCGCCCCCGCCGCCCCGCGAGCAGCACGUCCACGCCAGCAGGGACUUGGAGAGCGUCGCGCCGCCCAUGCAGGACCGCCCGCGCACAGCGCCCGCGGCGAAGAAGCCGCGCGCGCCGGCGAAACAGCAGAGGGACUCGUCGGCGUCGCAGCGCAACCCGCCGAGCUACGCGGGCCUCGCUGCCGCGUCCGGGCACUCGAAGCCCGCGACGUCCACGUCGCGCGGGCGGGCGCGCGCCCCCGGGCCGGGGAAGACGGCGCAGGCGCCGCGCACGUCGCAGCGCGGGAGCGCGUCGGGGCAGGCGCAGAAGGCCAGGCAGCCCCCUCCACGGCUGCAAGCGACCCCCCGCGCCGAGGCGUCUGCGGGAACAAGCAGCGCUGCGGCAGUGCUGCCCGUGCGGCGGACCUCGAGCCAGUACUCGCCAGGCGCCUACGCGGACACGCAGCGCAAGUCUGGGUCGGCGGCGUCGCCGCGGCCGCCUUCGCGCACGUCGGCGCGGGCUCCGAGCCCGCAGGUGGCCAGCGCCGCGGUCGCCAACAGCAACUCGGGGCGGGCAGCGCGCGCAAGGGGGCCUGACAUCAACGCACACGUGCACGACCUCCACCUGAGUCUGUCGGACCUGCUCGGGUCCGGGGAUGCGUGCUGA